AUGCGGCCCCAAGUAAGGAGGCUGUGUCUGCUGCUCUUCCUGCUGUGGGUCCCGGGGGAGCCGAUGGAGAACUCGGACUUCUACCUGGCUGGGGACUUCCUCCUGGGUGGACUCUUCACCCUCCACGCCAACAUGAAGAGCACUUCCCAUGUUGACAACCUGCAGGUGCCCACCUGCAGGAAGUUUACUAUGAAGGUGGUGGGCUACAACCUCAUGCAGGCCAUGCGCUUUGCGGUGGAGGAGAUCAACAACCACAGCAGCCUGCUGCCCGGUGUGCGGCUGGGCUACGAGAUCGUGGACAUCUGCUACAUGUUCAACAACAUCCAGCCUGUGCUCUACCUGCUGGCCCAGGAGGACUACUUCCUGCCCAUCCUCAAGAACUAUGACCACUACGUCCCACGGGUGGUGGCCAUCAUCGGCCCUGACAACUCUGAGGCUGCCAAGACAGUGGCUAACUUCCUCUCCAUGCUUCUCCUUCCACAUAUCAGCUACAGCGCCAUCACGGAGGAGCUGCGGGACAAGGUGCGCUACCCGGCCACGCUGCGCUCGGUCCCCAGCGCCACGCACCACAUCGAGGCCAUGGUGCAGCUGAUGCUCCACUUCCGCUGGAACUGGAUCGUGGUGCUGACGAGCAACGACGACUACGGGCGCGAGAACAGCCAGCUGCUGACCCAGCGGCUGUCCCGCGGCGGCGACAUCUGCGUGGCCUUCCAGGAGGUGCUGCCCGCGCCCGCGUGCGCGCCGCGGCUGGACGCCGUCCUGGACAAGCUGCGGCGGUCCACGGCGCGCGUGGUGGUGGUCUUCUCGCCCGAGGUGGCCCUGCACGACUUCUUCCGGGCCGUGCUGCGCGCCCGCCUCACCGGGGCCGUGUGGAUCGCCUCCGAGUCCUGGGCCAUCGACCCGGAGCUGCACGGCCUGGACGGGCUGCGCCGCUGCGGCACCUUCCUGGGCGUCACCAUCCGCGGCGUGCCGGUGCCGGGCUUCAGCGAGUUCCGCGCGGGGCGGGGGCAGCCCGGGCCCCCGCCGUCCCCGCCGGGCCCCCGCCGCCGGGGCACCUGCAACCAGGAGUGCGACACCUGCCCCUGGAAGACCGCCUCCUACGGAGACGUCCUCACGCUCUCCGGGGAGCGCGUGGUGUUCAGCGUGUACGCCGCCGUCUACGCCGUGGCCCACGCUCUGCACCGGCUGCUGGGCUGCAACCGGACCGCGUGCGCCCCGGGGCCCGUGCGCCCCUGGCAGCUCCUCAGAGAGUUGAGGGAUGUCAACUUCACCCUCCUGAACAGCCAGAUCUUCUUCGACCGGCAAGGAGACAUGCCCCUGUACCUGGACAUCAUCCAGUGGCAAUGGGACCUGAGCCAGAAUCCUUUCAAGAGCGUGGCCUUGUACUCUCCCAGGCAGCAGCAGCUGGUGCCCAUCGGCAACGUCUCCUGGCACACAGGCGACAAUAGUGUCCCUGUGUCUAUGUGUUCCAAAAGCUGCCUGCCUGGGCAGAAGAAGAAGGCCAUAGGCCUCCACCCCUGCUGCUUCGAGUGCCACGACUGCCCGCCUGGCACCUUUUACAACCAAACAGCAGAUGAAUUUGACUGCCAGCCCUGCCCGAGCACCAUGUGGUCUCACGGGAACACCGUCUCCUGCUUCAGGCAGCGGCUGGCUUUCCUGCAAUGGCACGAGGCAUCCACCAUCAUCGUGGUGCUGCUGGCCUUCCUGGGCUUCUUCAGCACGCUGGCCAUCCUGGUGGUGUUCUGGAGACACUUCCGGACGCCCAUGGUGCGCUCGGCAGGGGGCCCCAUGUGCUUCGUGAUGCUGGUGCCGCUGCUGCUGGCCUUUGGCAUGGUGCCCGUGUACGUGGGGCCGCCCACCAUCUUCACGUGCCUCUGGCGCCAGGCCUUUUUCACCCUCUGCUUCACUGUCUGCAUCUCCUGCGUGGCCGUGCGCUCCUUCCAGAUCGUCUGUAUCUUCCAGAUGGCCAGCCGCCUCCCUCGGGCCUACGGCCUCUGGGUCCGCUGCCACGGGGCCUAUGUGUCUGUGGCGUUCAUGACGGCCAUCAAGGCGGCCCUGGUGGCGGGCAAUAUGCUGGCAGCCCCCACCAUCGACCCCACGAGCCACACCGAUCCCGACGACCCCAGCGUCACCAUCGUCUCCUGUCACCCCAACUACCGCCUGGGCCUUCUGUUGAACACCAGCAUGGACGUGCUUCUCUCCGUGGUGGGCUUCAGCUUCGCCUACAUGGGCAAGGGGCUGCCCAUGAGCUACAACGAAGCCAAGUUCAUCACCUUCUGCAUGGCCUUCUCCUUCACCACCUCCGUCUCGCUCUGCACCUUCAUGGCUGUCCACAACGGGGUGCUGGUCACCAUCCUGGACCUCCUGGUGACCGUACUCAACUUCCUGGCCAUCAGCCUGGGGUACUUCGGCCCCAAAUGCUACCUGAUCCUCUUCUACCCGGAACGCAACACGACCGCCUACUUCAACAGCAUGAUCCAGGGCUACACCAUGAGGAUGGACUAG
Dipodomys spectabilis (banner-tailed kangaroo rat) is the source of this 2505-nucleotide messenger RNA. It is a transcript of the gene Tas1r2, whose product is annotated as taste 1 receptor member 2. Gene Ontology annotation, cellular component: membrane; sweet taste receptor complex. Lineage: Eukaryota; Metazoa; Chordata; Mammalia; Rodentia; Heteromyidae. The transcript is spliced from 6 exons. The coding region runs from base 1 to 2505 and encodes 834 amino acids. Gene Ontology annotation, molecular function: sweet taste receptor activity; G protein-coupled receptor activity. The record is from RefSeq and is a predicted model, not a curated record. Gene Ontology annotation, biological process: G protein-coupled receptor signaling pathway; sensory perception of sweet taste.